This is a messenger RNA of Vicia faba (fava bean), 429 nucleotides long. The record is from the annotation of a GenBank genome assembly. Lineage: Eukaryota; Viridiplantae; Streptophyta; Magnoliopsida; Fabales; Fabaceae.
AUGAGACCUGACUUAGCAUACAGUGUAGGUAUCAUAAGUAAAUUCAUGCAAAAGUCAAAGGUAUCACACCUAGCAGCGGCGAAGAGGAUAUUGAGGUAUUUGAAAGGAAUUCUCGACUAUGGCAUUAUAGUUCCUGCAACUGAUAAAGGAAAAGAAUGCAAGUUAGUGGAAUACAUUGAUUCAAGGUGUAGUGAUGCUGAGGAUAAAAAAUCUACAUCAGGGUAUGUGUUUAUGUUAGGUGGUUCACCAGUUGUUUGGAGUUCGAGAAAGGAACCAGUAAUGGCAUUAUCAUCAUGUGAAACAGAAUACAUAGCUUCUUCUCUUUGUGCAUGUCAAGCAACAUGGAUGGUGAAGUUGGUUGAAGAAAUCACAGGUAAAGAUCAUAGAGCAAUUACCAUCAAGAUCGACAGCAUAUCAGCUAGCACAUGA